AGGUGUUCGGCUAGGACUGGAGACUUCAAAUCCUCUCGUGGCCUGGGAAACUCACGAUUGUUGUUGCAGGGCUAAAACGAAGGGAGAUCCCCUGAAGCCAUGUCGGGCUCUUAGAAGAAAGAUAGGCUAUAAACCUAACUAACGAACACAUGAGGAAAUAAGGCAGCUGUCCUUCUGAAGCUUGUGCUAAAGUAUUUGUCUGUUGAUUGUUCCCAACAGCGAGCCUUGAAGGAGCAGUUGGUCUUAAUCCUCUCCGUUAACGCGAGGAGCUCUUGCAUCAAACCAGCAAGACGCGUGCAACCAGUUCGGCCGCCUGGGCCGUAACCGGCGGCAGUCCCCGCCUUUCCUGCUCGCGGUGGAUGGGACGGCGUUGGGCAGGCAUCAAGAGCUCCAGCCAGCGCCGCGGCGCUCCCAUUCUCACCGGCCGUUUAGCAAGCAGCGCUUUCCUGCACCGCCGCUGUUGCCAUGGCCUCGGUUGCUAGGCCUCUGUCGGGGCGCGUCUGCGUGGUGACCGGCGCCUCGCGGGGCAUCGGGAAAGGCAUCGCGCUGCAGCUGUCGGAGGCGGGCGCCACCGUGUACAUCACGGCCCGGCACCAGGAAACUCUGGAGCGAGCGGCGGCGGAGGUGCAAGGCCGGGGCGGGAAGUGCGUGCCGGUGGUGUGCGACUCUACCCGGGAGGAGGACGUGGCGGCGCUGUUCGAGCGCGUCCGGCGGGAGCAAGCUGGCCGCCUGGACGUUUUGGUCAACAGCGCUUUCUCCGGGGUGAGCACCGUCGCCCAAGAGAUGGGUGUGCCCUUCUGGGAAAGCGCACCGUCCCUCUGGGACCAGAUCAACGACGCAGGCCUGAGAGGCCAGUAUUUCUGCACGGUUCAUGCUGCCCGGCUCAUGGUGCCCGCCGGGCGCGGGCUCAUUGUCAUCAUCUCCUCGGCCGGCGGACUGCGGUACAUGUUCGACGUCCCGUACGGGGUGGGCAAGGCUGCGUGCGACCGCCUGGCGGCCGACUGCGCCGUCGAACUGCGCGCCUUCGGCGUGGCCUGCGUGGCCCUCUGGCCCGGGCUCGUUCGCACCGAAUUGAUCCAGCAGCAAGCGGAGGAAACCGAGUCCCACGCGCUGCUCAAGGACCUGUCAGAGCGACUGGUCGACAUGGCAGAAACUCCCGAAGUGAGCGGGAAAUGCGUAGUGGCCCUGGCCUCGGACCCCCAGGUCAUGCGGCACAGCGGCAAAGUGGUCCUCAGCCCGGACAUUGCCCGCCUCUACCGGUUCAAGGAUGUGGAUGAGCGAGAGGUCUUCAACUAUGUCUCGGUUCGGAACGUCCUUACCCAGUUGAUGCCCAAACUGUCUUUCCUUUUCUGGUUCAUUCCCCGCUUUAUCUCCUUCCCUAAGUGGGCUCUUGCCCUUUAUUCCAGCAAGUUUGCUGUGUACCCUCCCUUUUUCCCAGUUAAUCUUAAAUCAGUUAAAAAAGACUGAUCAUGAAUUGUACCACUUGGGAGCAUGUUCUGCAAUAACGUCAACCUUUUUGUGAAAAAUUCUUGUUUUAAUCGUUCUCUGAGUGAUAAUUAUUUCAACUCUUAGAAAUCAGGAAGAGUGAUUUCUUGCAGGAAAGGGGUUUGCAGGUUUGAAAACCCCUUUGAGGUCCUAAAGCUCCUGUUUGCAGUUAACCUUUCAUUUCAGAAGGAAAUCCCCCAAUAAUUCCUCAAAGGGGUUUUCAAACCUGCAAACCCCUUUCCUGCAAGAAAUCACUCUUCCUGAUUUCUAAGAGUUGAAAUAAUUAUCAAUCAGAGAACGGUUAAAACAAGAAUUUUUCACAAAAAGAAAGGUUGGCGUUAUCAAAGAACAUGAUUCUCUAAGAUCUCAUGUUCUUGAGAAAGCGUUAGCUGUUAAGUUCCUUAAUAUUUCUGUAUUAUCCUAAAAUGAAAGGUUUGGGAUUUAUCAAAGAAUCAUUCAGAUACUUCAAGGUGAUCAAGCUAGUUACCACUAAGUAUACUGCAGUUAAAAGAGGCCAUGAUAUCUGAAAAAAUUGCCUUUGUUUUUUGUUUUGCUUUUGCCUAUGUUGAGCACGUUCAUAUACCCAGCCAGAGCCUGUUUGUAUUACAGUCUGCUAUAUUUUAUUUCUCUUCAUAAAAACAUAAUUAUCAAUUUAAAAUCUGUGUGAUCUUCUAAAGCUUACUUGGAACAAAACUCUAAACUUUGAAAGAAAAGGUGAAGUCUGGAGAAAACCUUUCUAUCUAUCUUUUCAACCCUUCAAGUGAUUCCAGAAUUCUGCUAGUUCCAUAGUCAAAUAUUAGCAGAAUUGGUCCUGGUGAAAGAAAAGCCCAUGGAGACAGUAGCUAUAUUAGGCCAUAGAGGACACUCAAAUCAGCAGAAAUUAGCAGAUAUAAUCAGAGCCAUAUCAGAGUGGACACAGAACAAACUGUGAAACAAGACAGCCUUCCAGAAAGAAAGUUUGCUAGAAACCAUUAUGAAACUGGUAAAAGGCAUAAAACAAAAUCUUGGAAUAAGUGAUAAGGAGCAUAGGCUGCAGGAGAAUAAGAAACAGGUCAUCUUUGUUCAGUUUGCUGUUUCUGUAUAAUUCCCAGACAAAGAAGCACAUUCAAGCUUGUUCUUUUCCAAAAUCAACCACUGUUUGUUUCUAAAAGAUAUUCAGGAAGCUGAUGUGAUCCACUUGAUGAAAUGCUUGCUUGCUUGCUCACUUGCUAACUCUCGUAUUCUUCUAUUGAGAAAACCUUGUGGCCAUAAAUCAAUAAAACUUAAA
This is a messenger RNA of Python bivittatus (Burmese python), 2752 nucleotides long. Lineage: Eukaryota; Metazoa; Chordata; Lepidosauria; Squamata; Pythonidae. The record is from RefSeq and is a predicted model, not a curated record.